Eublepharis macularius is the source of this 746-nucleotide messenger RNA. RefSeq names its product epiregulin (gene EREG). Lineage: Eukaryota; Metazoa; Chordata; Lepidosauria; Squamata; Eublepharidae. The record is from RefSeq and is a predicted model, not a curated record. Bases 119 to 625 code for a protein of 168 amino acids. Gene Ontology annotation, biological process: positive regulation of cell population proliferation; positive regulation of mitotic nuclear division; epidermal growth factor receptor signaling pathway. The transcript is spliced from 5 exons.
UGGGAAAGGCAUAAAGCCCGAGGGAGCGGCCGGCGGACAGCAAGAAGGCGGCUGCUGAGGAUUCCGGCCAGCCAGCGGUCCCUGCCCUCCGGAGCGGCAAGUGUCGUCGGCAGCCGGGAUGACGGUUUGGGGUUUUGCCCGCUGGUCGGGUGCCCUUCUGGCCAUGGGCUUGCAACUGUUUCAGGCUGUUCUGAGUACAACCGUGAUCCCAUUGUGUGGCUCAAACGAAACAGACACCUGUACAACCGCUCUGGUGAAAACCGACAGUAGUCCCCGUGUAGUUCAAGCUGGAAUCACACGAUGCCAAUCCGAAAUGCAAAACUUCUGCUUCAAUGGGCGCUGCAUAUACAUCGUGGGCUUGGAUGAGCACCACUGCAAGUGUGAUGUGGGCUACUAUGGUCACCGAUGCGUCCACUCGAAUUUCGACCUUCUCCAACGGCCCCAGAGCAAGGAAUACAUUGUACUCGCUGUCCUCUUGAGUCUGUUUUUUCUCAUGGCAUCUUCAGUUGCAAUCUACUAUUUUUACAGAUGGUACCAGAAGAAAAAUGUGAGAUUUUCUGCAAACAAACAGUAUGAAGAAGUUGCAAGAGAGACUGAAAAAGAUGGAAAGCUGCUUCAUGUGUGAAUGGAAGGAUUCUAGAAAUCUUCUUAUUUAAUAUUAAAUAAUACUUAUUUUAUUAAUAAUAUUUAUGUUCUAUGCAAAGGAGUUUCAAAAUGAUGCUGAUCAGAAUAUACUUACAGGUCAA